GAACAUAUUGGUGGUAGUACUCAAACUUGAGUAUCGUGGCAAAGAGUCCAUGCUUGGAUGAGUUCCUGGAGCAAUAGGUACCAAAGUAGUUCAUUGUGCAUUGUGAAGUUGUUCUGGAUCAGCUUGGAGUGCGUCCUUCGAAACUGGAAAUACCAAAUUCCGUUCUAGAUAAUUUGCUGCGCAUGCAGAUGGCAGAUGAUCCUAGUCUAAACUUUGGGGAAAUUCCUCAGUCCUUCUGCAGCCAGCAAGUUGUUUCAUUUCAGCCAAGCGCGACAACUAGUGGGUCAGGAGUCAUGCCAGUGUACCUGGACUGUUCCAGUGGGAUGGACAGCAACACGGUGAUGUUGAACACCACACCUUCUGUGGUUGUCUCCACCAGUUCAUCCAAUACAAUUGCUGAUCCAGGGCAGAACCUCAAAUAUGGAGGGCCCCUGGCUGCUGAUUGGACACAUCUUGAGCUUGAUGUGCUGAAAGAUGGCCUCCAGAAAUAUGUAAAUGAACAAGGCAUCAUGAAGUAUAUAAAGAUAGCAGCUUCAUUACCUACCAAGACUGUGAGAGAUGUUGCUAUGAAGUGUCAGUGGCUAGGGAAAAGAGAAAAUUCAAGGAGACGGAAGUCUGAAGAACAUCAUGUUGGAAGAAAGGUGAAAGAAAGAAAGGGUAAAAUAGCCGAGCCUUCCUUAUGGGGUACCAAUCAUCCAGUUCAGACGGACACAAGAGUAUCUUCAUUUGUGCCACAUAAUGCCAUUCAAAACAGCCAAUUUCAAACUGGAGCCACUGAAAUAGAUCGUGCAAUGCAGCAACUGCUAGUACAAAAUGAUCGACUUCUUAAUCAGAUAGAAGCAAAUAUGCUAGCAUGUCAGCCGCAAAAUAACAUGGAGCUCUUCCAUCGAGCAAGAAGGAACAUCAAUGGUCUUCUACAGACCAUGAACCAAAUGCCUGGGAUAAUGAGUAAGAUGCCUCCGUUGCCCGUCUCAGUGAAUGAAAAUCUUGCUAGCUUCGUACUUCCUGGUCUUACAAUGCCACAAUUUCUUGGAGGCAGCCAUUUGAAGGAGGAACCGAGAUGGUAAGUCACUGACAAGAGGUUGCACAUGAAGCAAAAUUUAAACUCCCCUCAGAAUGAAAUAUUUGGGAAUUACUGCUGUCAGAUGGUGAUGACUGAUGAAUAGAACUACCAAGGAUCCUGCUUUCUCUAUCAGAAGGCGAAGGGGAGGUAACUGUAACCAGUCUGCUGCUCGGCCUCCACUGACAUUGGUUGAACGCCCCUUGCCAGCGACAAGCCUGUAAGAUUGGUGGCUGAACAGUAAUAUUUUUCAGGAAACUUCAGUUUUGCUCGUCUUGGUGCACCUGCACAUAUUGCUAUUUCUUCUUUCGAUUUCUCCGGUCAGUAUAGUGAAUAGAAGAUGUAGGAUAGGAACUCAGUUAAUAAGUACUAGCUAGCUAUUUGCUAAGCUUAGCAAAAGAGGAAAACAAAGCCUUUUUGCCCGUUAAC
Messenger RNA from Oryza brachyantha (malo sina), 1489 nucleotides. RefSeq lists its product as uncharacterized. Bases 183 to 1067 code for a protein of 294 amino acids. The record is from RefSeq and is a predicted model, not a curated record. NCBI's taxonomy places the organism in Eukaryota, Viridiplantae, Streptophyta, Magnoliopsida, Poales, Poaceae. The transcript is spliced from 8 exons.